AUGACGUUUCGGAAGGGAGGAUGUUGGGAACGAAAUAUCAAUCCUGCGGAAAUUGUUAAAAAAAUACUGCAGCUGAGCCCCUUCCUGUUUGCCCGCCCCCAAAGCUGCUCCGCCGGUCUCCUCCCCAUCCAGGUCGGUCGUCCCGCCAGUAUCCGAAUCCGGGACUUGGUUUUUGCCCUGCAAGGGCCCAGGCGUCCUCUCGGACCCUGGAACAAAAGCGGACCUGAGCCCCUUGCUGCUCACCCGCCCCCAACGCUGCUCCACCGGUCUCCUCCUCAAACCAGCCUUCACCCCUCAAACACAUACCUGGUUCCAGUGGGGGCGGGGCAUCUUCAGAAGGGGCAUGGCUUCUGUCAAAGCAUAAUGAAAGUGACAGAACUAUCUUUCAUCAUCUUCUUUUAUAUCAUGAUUCUUCUUCAGAUGAUCACUCCAAGUUCAGGACAGUUCACAGUGACUGCCUUACAGGAACAUGUUUUGGUUUCUCUGGGAGAGGAAGUUGAGCUCAGUUGCCAGCUUUCACCACCACAAAGUGCAGAACACAUGGAGAUACGCUGGUUCCAGAACCGCUAUACACAACCUGUUCACUUAUACAAGGAUGGCAAAGACAUAUAUGGAGAAAUAAUUUCCAACUAUGUGGAACGAACAGAGCUCUUGAAAGAAGACAUUGGAGAGGGUAAAGUGACCCUCAGGAUUCUUGGUGUCAGAGUUGAUGAUGACGGGCCAUACCACUGCUUAUUCCAAGAUGGUAAAUUCUAUGACGAAGCCAUCACAGAAUUGAAGGUCACAGCGACAAAUGUAGAAACACAAAUUCUUGUGCAUCCAUCUACUAUCAAAGGCAUUUUAUUAGAGUGUAAUUCAGAAGGUUGGUUCCCACGGCCUCAAAUGGAAUGGAGAGAUGACAGAGGACAGAUCAUUCCACCUACAUCAGAAUCAUAUUUACAGGAUAAAGACAAAUUGUUCAGCGUGAAGAUGACUCUUCUUAUUAGAUCCCAUAGAAAUGUCACUUGCUCCCUUCGAAACCCAGUGACUGGUCAAGAGGAGAUCACACGCAUUGUCCUACAAGAUGCACUGUUUUCAUGGAAUUAUAUUUGGAUUUUCAUGGCGGUUUUAAUUGUGCCUCUUCUGCUGGUCUUCAUAAAGGCAUGCUGUACAGAAAGAGAUUGCAUACGUAAAGUUCCUACUUCAGUACCAUAUACACAAAUGGAAAAUAUGUUGCUGGAAGAUUUAACUGUGAUCCUGUAUAUUCUGAUAGUCUUCAUUACCAUGAUUAUUUCCUUCAUUUACUUUAAAAUCAGAGAUUUGCCAAUGCUUUGA
Molecule: messenger RNA, 1314 nt
Organism: Sorex fumeus (smoky shrew)
Lineage: Eukaryota; Metazoa; Chordata; Mammalia; Eulipotyphla; Soricidae
Product: selection and upkeep of intraepithelial T-cells protein 1-like
Exons: 8
Coding region: 1-1314 (437 amino acids)
Biological process (GO): T cell receptor signaling pathway; regulation of cytokine production
Cellular component (GO): external side of plasma membrane
Molecular function (GO): signaling receptor binding
Source: RefSeq, a predicted model, not a curated record